UGGUAGAAGAAAACCAUGCUAUUAUAAUCAAAGGGAUUCUGUAAAAUGUAUGUCUAAAUCUAUUACUGUGGCAAAAAAGAAAAUACAAAAAAGAAAAGAGUAUCGAAUUAUUAUAUACAAGCCUGAUUGUGCCACAGAUCUAUUUGCUAAAACUAUUCCUCUCUUGGCAAAAAAAG
Dentiscutata heterogama is the source of this 176-nucleotide messenger RNA. The record is from the annotation of a GenBank genome assembly. NCBI's taxonomy places the organism in Eukaryota, Fungi, Glomeromycota, Glomeromycetes, Diversisporales, Gigasporaceae.